Messenger RNA from Solea solea (common sole), 4471 nucleotides. RefSeq lists its product as uncharacterized. Lineage: Eukaryota; Metazoa; Chordata; Actinopteri; Pleuronectiformes; Soleidae. Gene Ontology annotation, cellular component: nucleus. The coding region runs from base 131 to 3670 and encodes 1179 amino acids. Gene Ontology annotation, molecular function: nucleic acid binding; exonuclease activity. The record is from RefSeq and is a predicted model, not a curated record. The transcript has 15 exons.
AUAGUUUUUCUUUUUACACGCAUAUCCCUAUAUAAGUGAAGCCGGUGUCUCCGCUUGGCCUUUCACCACCUGUUGCUGAGUAACUGCUAAUUAACCGAGCUAAACGUGCUGCUAAGUGACGUCUUUGCCGAUGUUUCCCUCGUCGGGUCUCUUUGCUGGUUUAAUAUGUCCUGUCUCUAAAUAUGGGGUUUGUGAGCGACCUCAUUGCCCAUACAAACAUGCUUUCACGGUACGGGACGAUGUGUCUGGUUCCUCCACAGUGGUCGACUCAGCAGGAGUCAGAAAUUACUACUCAUCUGUCUGUGCUGCACCAGUGAGAGAGGAGACUGUAGAUGAUAGCAUCCAGGAGCUGGAACGGAUCAACAAAGAGAUUGAGACUGUCAGGCAUGAGGUGGAGCUGGAGCAACGGCGACUGUCAUGCUACCAGACCAUACGGGUGGACCAAAGAAAUACUGUGUGUAGUCUUUCUGAUUCCAAGUCUGAAAGUGCUGGUAAAAAUGCAGACAAAGGCUCUUGUGGACUGUCUUCAUGCACAGACUUUUAUGAGACAAACACCCAAGUAAGGAAGUAUGUUGUUGACAACUCAAAACCCAGGACUGACUUGGAGUAUGACCCAUUGUCCAACUUUUCUGCUGGUUUACGGUCUUGCAGCACCUCUGUUAAGGAGCAGAAACCUAAAAUUGUGCAAGAAACAAGGCUAGUUGUUCAGGCUAAUACCCCGUCUCCUGAGCCUCUUGACUCAAAUGAAGACAGUGUCCUGAUUAUUGACAUUCCUCCCUCACCUGACAAAAACCUAAUUGGAAUUCAGGAACCUGUUUGUGUUGCUGGCAACUCCAAGGGCACAGUAGAACAAACAAAUGAGUUCAAAACAGCAGAAAUUUCACUAGAUUCUUCACCAUUAUGCUUUACAAAAGCUAUGGCAUACCAGAUCACACCAUGUGUAUCAGUGCGGGCGGCAGUUAAAGUUUAUAAUCAUUGUGAUGCUGACAAAGGCCAAUAUCAGUCCAGUGUAAAUGAGAACAAAGGGUGUGAAAAUAUACCAGCUGGUGGUAAUGUAAUUGACCUAACUGAAAGUUUAGAGAAUCUGGAAAGUGAGUGUGAGAAAAUUGCAAAUCUACCCGUCUAUUCAGACCAACAAGGUCAGAGUUUGAAUAAUCUGAAGGUGGAAGGGGAAGAAAGCACAUUUCAAGGUGAACUGCCUGAAAGUGAGCUAUCCAUUAGGGUUGCAAAACUGAAAACCAUACAGCCACAUAAUCUUUCCUCAAAUAUUUCAUUUUUUGAUAAAACUUCAAACUUGGAUUCACUGUGCAGGCAAAAGACCAUGCCAACCCAGACAAUGGAGGUGCCAGCUCAGAACAGUGUUUAUAACCACUGCUCUCUUGAGAAUAGUGUGUCGUCACUGGUUUCAGGCAGCCAGAAUAGAGCACUCAUUAACAAGACCUCAUCUGUAAUAUAUCAGGAGCAAAAAGAACCAGCUUUAGUUGGCAACCAUUAUCAAACAUCUGUCAUCUAUCACUCACAUUUAGCAAACGGAGUCGAUUCAUCUGAACCCAAUGAGCAGCUUUUAGUCGAAUUUGGCAAAGAAGACGUUAUUACCAUCUCCAGCUCCGAGGAGGAAGAGCUCAAUUAUUCUGACAUGGACUUGUCUGACAGCGACCCAAUGGAAGAAUGCUACAGGAUCUUCAUGGAGGCAAAUAAUGAAGAUGGGAAGGGACGUGAGGAGCAAACCAGUUUGUCAGAUGGAACUAUGGAUGUAGAGAAGCAGGAGUUGACUGUCGCUCCCCAAGUGUUACCAGGAAAGAAGAGAGUGGCUCACGAAGCCAAACAUACAGAGCAGCCAAUGGCGAAGAUCAGACCUGAGCCUCAGGUAUUGGUCCCCCUGCGUGGGCCAGUGGCUUCAGGAUUUGGCUCCCAGACCUCAGUCACUUCAAAGAUUCAGCAGGUACAGCAAAGAGCCUCCAUGGUGGCUGCUUCAAUAAAGGGUGGUCAAGCAUUUGUCUCCAUGACCUCUCAGAAGAAGCAAGAGACCCAGACUACUGCUGGUCCUUCCACUCAUGCCCAUGUAGACACGCAACCUGCCCCUGUGCAAAAUGCUUACACAAACUACCUGUCUUUGGGAACUGCUGUGAUUGAAGUAGGCAAUAACUUGCACUUCAUCCUCCCAGAGGGCACCUUCCCUUUUCCUGUAACUUCAAGUUCCAGCCCUGUUACCUCAGUGUUGACUCCGGUCAGAAUCGUGCCCAGGAGCAAUCAUCUUAGUAUGAAACAACUUUGUCAUAAAGCUGCAAUAACCCCUGUGCAAAGAUACCACACAACAGCACCUGUGCUCAUUCCUGCUCAAACUCGGAAACCUUCACUGGCCUCUGCCUCAGCACAUUCAAAUCCAGCUGCCUCCACUACUACUCCUCCUGCUGCCCAUACUGUUGCUGCCAAGCCUGUGCCAACUAAACGUAAGCUGAAGCAAGAGGCCGCCAAAGAAAAAGUUCCCCAUGAUCUCAGACAGCGAUACGUCAACAUAUUUACAGAGGAGUUCCUCAAAACAACAGCCAAUGUCAAUGAUGCCUUUGAAAAAGCUGUUGCCGAGGAACGGACAGUGUACAAUCGCAGUGCGAACAAGCUGAAAUAUUUGAGCGUGGCUGUUAAUUCACUAAAGAGGCUGAAGAAUCUGAGCGCUGCUUCAGCUCAAGGUAGAGAUGAGGUAAACGGUCAUGGAUCCAAAGGCAACAUACCACUUCACCGGGAGAUGUUGAGAGGAAAUGAUGAUAUGGCAUUGUAUGAGGGUUUGAAGGAUUAUCUUUUGACUGAGGAAAAGCUAAUUGAGAGCAACUUCCCUGUCCAGCACCCAGAGAAACCUGGCUGUGCUGCUCUGUUUGCUGACCCCAAAAAAGGCAUCACAGACCCUCUGAAGAGGAUCUGCUGUCGAUGUGGGGCCACGUACUCUGUGAGCCAAUCGGGCAAACAUGUUCGCAAGGAGGAGUGUACCUAUCAUUAUGGGAAAGGAGUUGAAAAUAGAGUGCCAGGUGGAGUGGAGACUCGCUACAGCUGCUGUCAAGGAGUCAUGGGAGCACCUGGAUGUCAAGUGUUUCAGUUGCAUGUCCAUGACUCCCUCAGCCUAGAAGGGUUUGUGUCUACUAGCCCCAGACAUUCCUUGGAUAAGAGCUGUCCUGGGGUCUACUCCUUGGAUUGUGAAAUGUGUUACACUGUUCAUGGUCUGGAGCUGUCCAGAGUGACGGUGGUCAACUCUAGUCUGCAAGUUAUCUACGACACCUUCGUCAGACCUGAUAAUGAGGUCAUCGAUUAUAACACAAGGUUUUCAGGCAUCAGUGUGGAGGAUGUGAAAAGUAACAAAACAUCGAUCAGAGAGGUGCACGAGACCUUAUUGAGCUUCAUUAGUGCCGACACCAUUCUGAUCGGACAUGGCCUGGAAAUGGACCUCUGUGCCCUGAAGUUAUUUCAUGGCAAUAUGGUGGACACCUCAGUGGUCUUCCCCCACCGCUUGGGCCCCCCUCACAAGCUUACCCUCAACAACCUCACUGCUGAAUACCUGCGCAAGAUCAUCCAAGAGAGCGGUGGGUCAUCAUGGAUUACUUGCAGCCACCAUAACAGUGUUAUGAUCCAAAUAAAGACAAAAUUACAAUCCUAUUUGAGUGUAAAUAAAAUGUAUGUCUGAAGCUGUUUAACUCAAUAACUUAUAUAUAUUUUUUGUAUCAUUACAAUAAUGUAUUCCUGUUUCUCUCAGUUUGUGGCCAUGACACUGCAGAAGAUGCUACCGCCUGCAUGGAGCUCAUAUUAUGGAAGGCCAAAGAUGGAAAACUGAAAAAAUAAUUGAAAUAAUACUCACUACUGUUCAAACAUGAGAUGGAUUCUCUGAAGCAAAUCUGAAUAUGUCAUAUGGGAAGGCUGUUUUUCUUUAAGUUUGAUUACAUAUAAUUUGGUUUGUGUUAAAAAUGCAAUAUUCUGCAUGUUCAUGUGUUCAAGUUUGCUACAGUGUGAGCAGAAAACCUGCUGAGGCAGGUCAUAAUUAUUGAAGUAAAGGCACAGAAUGAAAUGUACUGUUGCGUGUCCUUCUUUCAAACCCACAACAGCCAAUGAGCAUCUCGAUUUUCAUGUCUUAAUUAGCCUCAGGUGCAGUUACAAGUAGUAUGCACCUGUGAGCAAUUGCACCAAUCAGUCUGUGAGGCAACAGAUGAAUAAUCUACUGGAGAAAUGUAGAGGUUUUAUUGUGUUUUUAAGUCGAUGUUUACUAAACAUGUGAAACAACAGUCCUGCUCCUCUUCAGCUUAAAAUGACCAUCGAAGCAAAAAGAGUUUCAACAAAGAAGCUGUCAAUCUCUCUUACGAAGUUAUGAAUUAGUGGUCCCUAGACUAGUAAACCUAGGAUAUAGACCAACAGGACAACUAUUUAAGUUUUUAAUCCACUACUCAGUUUUUGUCUUUCCUUUUCUGCCACAGCACUUCCCCAAGCAGAAACU